UAACCGCGUGCACCUGGUACCUCCACGAAUAGUCCUGCAGGACAUGGACGAGGACACGAACAAGAAGGACACAAGACAUCGCCGGCAACCCGACCCAGGACGUCUCUUUAACGUCAACAACAGCAAUAACAAUGAGGAAGAUGAGAAGGAAAAGAAAAAGAAGGAAAAAAAAGAGUAAGUAACCAAAAAGCGUUUCACAUCUAAUCUUACGAAAAUACCACAGAGGCUGACUAUGCCUGUGUUUCCCUGCAGAAAAAAGAAGAGGGAAAAGAAAGAAAAGAAAAAAGAAAAGGAGAAGGAGGAGAAAGAAAAAGAAAAGGAGAAAGAGAAGGAGAAGGAGAAAGAAAAAGAGAAGGAAAAAGAAAAGGAGAAAAAAGAAGGGCCCAAAGAGCCAUUGAUCAUUAACCCCGGAGAGAGACUGUACUACCACUGGCUGGUUGUCAUCACCCUGCCUGUAAUGUACAACUGGACCAUGAUAAUUGCCAGAGCCUCUUUUGAAGAAUUACAGCUCCAGUACCUGAUGACCUGGUUCAUCUUAGACUGCAUAUCCGACAUAAUAUAUCUGGCCGACAUGGUGUUUAGGUCCAGAACCGCGUAUCUGGAGCAGGGGUUGUUGAUCAAAGAUGAGAAGAAGCUGCGUGAGAGAUACUUUCAGAGUUUCCAGUUUAAGCUGGACGCGAUAUCCAUGGUCCCCACGGACAUCUUGUACUUAUUCCUGGGGGUGAAGUACCCGGAGAUCCGCAUCAACAAGCUGUUUCGUGUCACCCGCAUGCUGGAGUUCUUCAACCGCACGGAGACGGAGACCAACUACACCAACAUCUUCCGCAUCUGCAACCUCGUCAUGUACAUCCUGAUCUUCUGCCACUGGAAUGCCUGCUUCUACUACUCCUUCUCCAAGUACCUGGGCUUCGGAUCGGACACCUGGGUGUACCCCGACGCCGAAACCGCGGAAGACCCUGACUUCGGGGAGCUGUCCAGGAAGUACGCCUACAGCUUGUACUGGUCCACCCUCUCUCUGACGACCAUCGGAGAGACCCCGCCCCCGAUCCUGGACUCAGAGUUCUUCUUCGUGGUGACCGACUUCCUGGUGGGUGUUCUGAUCUUUGCCACCAUUGUGGGUAACAUCGGCUCCAUGAUCAUGAACAUGAAUGCGGCCCGGGCAGAGUUCCAGGCCAGGGUGGACUGCAUCAAGCAGUACAUGCAGGUGCGAAAGGUGAGCAAGGACCUGGAGAACAGGGUCAUCACGCUCUUUGACUACCUGUGGAGCAGCCAGAAGGCGGUGAACGAGAGGGUGGUGCUCAGGUACCUGCCUGACAAGCUGAAGGCCGAGAUCGCCAUCAACGUGCACCUGGACACGCUGAAGAAGGUGCGCAUCUUCCAGGACUGCGAGGCGGGCCUGCUGAUCGAGCUGGUGCUCAAGCUGCAGCCUCAGGUCUUCAGCCCCGGGGACUACAUCUGCCGCAAGGGCGACAUCGGCCGGGAGAUGUACAUCAUCAAGGACGGGAAGCUGGCGGUGGUGGCGGACGACGGGGUCACGCAGUUCGUGGUGCUCAGCGAUGGCGCCUACUUCGGCGAGAUCAGCAUCCUCAACAUCAAGGGCAGCAAGGCUGGCAAUCGGAGGACGGCCAACAUCCGCAGCAUCGGCUACUCCGACCUCUACUGCCUGUCCAAGGACGACCUGAUGGAGGCCCUGACCGAGUACCCGGAGGCCAAGGGCAUGCUGGAGGAGAAGGGCCGGCAGAUUCUGCUGAAGGAUGGGCUGAUCGACCUGGACCCCGCCAACCUGAUGCCGGACACCAAGGACCUGGAGGAGAAGGUGAACCGUAUGUACAGCAGCAUGGAGCUCAUGCAGACCAAGCUGAAGAAGUUGCUGGCGGACCACAGCACCAAGCAGAAAAACAUAAAGAGGCGCAUCGCCUACAUCGAGAGGCUCACUGGCGAGGAGGUGGAGGAAGAUUCGGAGGAGAAGGCAGAGGAGAAGAAGGAGGGAGAGGGGAAGGAGGAAGAGACGAAAGAGGAGGAAAAGAAGGAGGGAGAGGGGGAGAAGAAGGAGGGAGAGGAGGAGGAGAAGGAGGGAGAGGAGGAGGAGAAGGGGGGAGACGAGAAGAAAGAAUAG
Molecule: messenger RNA, 2116 nt
Organism: Megalops cyprinoides (Indo-Pacific tarpon)
Lineage: Eukaryota; Metazoa; Chordata; Actinopteri; Elopiformes; Megalopidae
Gene: cnga1a
Product: cyclic nucleotide gated channel subunit alpha 1a
Exons: 6
Biological process (GO): monoatomic cation transmembrane transport; potassium ion transport
Cellular component (GO): plasma membrane; intracellular cyclic nucleotide activated cation channel complex
Molecular function (GO): intracellularly cAMP-activated cation channel activity; protein-containing complex binding; cGMP binding
Source: RefSeq, a predicted model, not a curated record